Fusarium oxysporum Fo47 is the source of this 1251-nucleotide messenger RNA. RefSeq lists its product as uncharacterized. The transcript has a single exon. NCBI's taxonomy places the organism in Eukaryota, Fungi, Ascomycota, Sordariomycetes, Hypocreales, Nectriaceae. Bases 256 to 849 code for a protein of 197 amino acids. The record is from RefSeq and is a predicted model, not a curated record.
UGCGAAAACUACAAGUUGCGCUUGGUAUCCGCCCAGGCGCCUUGUUUGAUUUCCUCUUGUUUACCUCUUCAAGUACGCUUGUUUUCACGAUAUCAAUCUUCCAGCCUUGUGCUAUACACUCAUUAAACGAUUCUUGAUAACAUUCUUUGUGCUUUGCACCCUACAAUCUUUUUUUGCUCAACGCAACAAGAAUCUCUUAAGAUAUCUUGAGAAAUCACCACAGUUCUUUUCAAGCCACCCACAAUCACCAUCACAAUGCAGUUCUCCAGCAUCAUGAUUGCCGCCGCUGGCGCCUCGGUCGCCGCUGCUCAGGACUACGCUCCUCCUGCUCCUGUUCUGGAUACCACAACACUCACCUCGACCACUACCCGGGUUAUCACUCUUACUCAGUGCAACCCUACUGUGACCAACUGCCCCCUUCGUACCACAACCUCGACCGAGGUUGUCGUUACCACUUCGACUGCUGCGCCCGAGGUUCCUACCACCUCUGUCUACGUUCCCCCUACCACCAGCGUCUACGAGCCUGUUGUCAACACCACCAGCCACGAGCUUCCCACUAUCAUCAGCACUCCUACCAUCAGCACCACCAAGAAGGCUCCCUCUGCCAAGACCACCUUCUACCCUGCUGGCAACACUACCACCAAGGCUGGCCCUACUGCUCCUGGUUCUUACACCACCACCAAGCUCCCCGUCCCUGGCAGCAGCACUGAUGUUCCCGCCAACCCCGGAAAGCCUGGCUAUGAGGCCCCCAGCCCUUCCACCGUGCCUACCGCCGGUGCCAGUGGUCUCAUCGCCUCUUCAGGCUUCGUCGGCGCUGCCAUGGUCGCUGCCAUGGUUGCUCUCUUCUAGAUGCAUUAAACCACUUGGUUACACGAUCCAGCCUGUCCCUUGACAGACAUGAAUUAUUCUUCACUUCACUUAUGAUACCUUCUUGUUCUUCUUAGGGGAUGACCGUUUGGGGAUUUUUUAUAAAGGCGAGGUUCUAACCGCGAGGCAAUAUCUUUUUCGAGAUUGGCUACUGUGUAGCUGUUUGAUUUCUUGCAGGUCAUCGAUGAGGCGCAUGGAAUACCCAGCGCGGAGUUUUCUGAAUGCAUCAUGUGUCAGUCGCGUACACCUUGGUUUGUCUGCGUACGCAUAUGGUGUCUGGUUCUGGGCUUGGAGGCGGAAGCCUCGGAAUGUUGAGGAGUUUAGAAAAUUAUGUUCACAUCACAUUGAUAGAGUCAUUCAAAUCCAAUUCGACACGAAACGACA